This is a messenger RNA of Amoebophrya sp. A25, 4501 nucleotides long. Lineage: Eukaryota; Dinophyceae; Syndiniales; Amoebophryaceae. The record is from the annotation of a GenBank genome assembly.
AUGUUUCGUCCUCGUAUCCUGUGCCUGCAUGGUAAGCGCCAGAAUGCGGCCAUAUUUGAGCAACGGCUUGGCACUGAGUUUCCGAAGAAGGCUGAUCUCUUCUUUUUAGAAGCGGACUUCGAUUUUUACAACUAUAAAAAAGAUGAAGAAUUUGUAGUAGGACUAGGAGCCGCGGAAGAUCAUCGUAGGACUAGGAGCCAAGAGGAUGAAGAUUUGGAUCAGGGACAGGGAGAUGAUGACGACUUGCGGACAAAAACUUGGGUCAACCUAAAAGUAGAACAAGAAGAGGAAGAGAAUUUGUAUCAUGCUUUAACCACAACAAGCUCUGCAAGAUCCACGUCUACGUCAAAGAAGGCCAUGUAUACUGCUAGUGAUUUUCUUCCUGCACUGAGAAAAGUACGGAGAGCUUAUGCAACGCAUGGGCCUUUUGACAUUGUUCUGGGCUUUUCGCAAGGAGCAGUCUUAGCGUCCGUAGCUGCUGAGUUUGCGGAUGUGUUUCUUUCAGUUAUGUAGAUGCCCUUGAAGAUGGUGGAAGAUGACGUUUUAUUUGAUUAUAGGCUUAGAGGACAAGGGUAUAAAUAAAAGCUCGGACUUUUGUUACGGUCUACAGAAGAGCACGGCUUUGUAUCUGAGAAGGUCGAUUCAUCUUAUAGUUCUACUACCACUGCAGCUCAUCUCUUACAAUAAAAUUAAGAAAUAAGUACAAGAAGAACUUCUGUUCAGUGUCUUCUGGUGCUUCUCUAAUACCACAACGCCGUCCUUGCAGCCCUUCGCCUUCUUGCUAUGCGCUGGCUUUGUGCUCGAUAACGAGAGUCUAGACACGCAUUUCUUGCAGUACGUAGAAGCGGAGCGGAAGAGGAACUGUCAUGAUCCUUCUGGAGGUGAUCCUACUAGAAGGAGUGAAGUUCUUGUAGAGCAGACAACGAGGUGGAUUUACCACAUCGUAUUAAGACUUCCGGAACGAAUGUGUCCCAUCUACUUCAGAACAAGCAUCUUGGACCUCCUGUGUAAAAUUACAGGAACAAAGGGGAGGUCCACCAAGAAGAUGCUUUUCAACAAAAUGGGAGAUGAUUUUUCCCGGAAGCUGCAGGUCUAAUAGUCGGAGACCGUGAUAGACUCGUUAUGCCAGCACUGUCGAAAAAACCCUUUGAGGGUAAGAUUGACCGCGUAUUUUGGAAAAGAAAGGCUCCUGAACCUGAUGAACAUGUUGCUUCUGACAUGGAGGCUCAUCAGGCGUUGUUCACUCAUCCUGGCACCCACAUCGUUCCGACAAGGGAUAUUCUGGGAAAAUGGUGGUCUCAGAUUUGUCAUCCGUUGCCUGGACAGAUCCAGCAGACCUCCUCCACUUGGAAGUCCAGUCGUGACCACUCGUCCUGUGCUUUGACCGUAGCCAUUCAAGAAGAAUAUGAGCUCUUGGCCGCAACGUUCUGUCCUGACAACGACGACGAGGCGAACAAGAGGACUGCUGGGCAUCGCGUGCUGUCCAGAAGCACAACUACCCGCUGUGCUCUGAGAGUGCCAGUGUGUGACGACUUUAUGCUGGAAUUACAUUAAGAGUCUAGGUUAAUAAAGGUGCUUUUCUUACCGCUUUUUAUGCCUCUCUCAACCCUAAGGGAGACGAGAAAGGCAUAAAAACAAGCGGGGAGGUAAGCGAGCACCAAAAACCUAUACCUCUAAUUACACUAUCCUCCGGGAUUUGCUGGAGAUGAUAACUAUAGUGACCAUCCUCGUCCGACUCCUCGGAUCAAGAUGGUUACAACGAACAAUUUUAUCUUCCAAGUCCGUGAAGGAGAGCUAGAAGCUUAUCUUGCGGACAGGGUCUAUCCAGACUUGCAUUAAGGGUAGGUUAAAGGUGCUUUUCUUACCGCUUUUUAUGCCUCUCCUAAGGGAGAAAGGCAUAAAAAGCGGGGUAAGCAAGCACCAAAAACCUACCUCUAAUUGCAAGGCGACAUUGGAGACGGAUUAGCGCUUGCCUUCGGAGCAGCGGACUGGCAUCGGAUGGUAGUGGAAGAAUUGAAUGCUGGAAAAACAAACAACAAGGGUUGUACUAGAAGUGCCUGUGCAAGUCGUGGUGCAGAGAAGAACGAAGAUCAAGAGCAAGAUCAUUCAGGGCACAAGAACGGCGUCGACGCUGUGAAGAGUGCUGGUCAUAAAGGCACAAUGAAUAAUUGGUGGGAUGAAGAUGAUGACAACAAAGAUCGGGAUGACUCUAGUAAAAACAGCAAAGCCACUACGGACCAUAGUACCGCGAACGAAGUCAAACACAAAGUCGACUUAGCUCUGCUGCAGGAAACAAAUUUUACACACCUCUACAAUAUUAACAAUAAGGAUAGUAGCACUGCAGGAGGCGGGGAGCACAACACGACUAGCCAAGGAGCGCCAGGCACAACGUUGUCUGAAUGCGGAAAUGGGCGUAAAUCACGCCUCUUUGCCUUCGUCCUUGGCCUCGUCGGCAAACCAAGCGCCGGAAAAAGCACGCUUUUCAACGCGAUUAUUAUGGUGAGUCACCAGUCUUUUUAUUAAAUUUAAUUUGAAGAUAGGCCGUCCUCCACCUAACAAGACGAGUAAAAAAAGCAUGAUGAUGAUUGUCAUUGUCUUGAACAACACCAAGACCAAGUAAUUUGAAGAUAGGCCGUCCUCCACCUAACAAGACGAGUAAAAAAAGCAUGAUGAUGAUUGUCUUGAACAACACUUGUCAUUGUCUUGAACAACACCAAGACCAAGUAAUUUAGACCAUAAGACAGAACAACCCAGAAAAAUCACUGUCUUGAACAACGAACACCAGAACUUCCUUCUUUGGAUCCUUUUUCUUCAUUCUAAUACUUCCGGUUCAGCCAAAGCAGCCGUGGGUGCUCAUCCAUUCACCACUAUAGAACCCAACAUCAGUGAGGCGUGGUUAAACUUCAAGGGCGAACAACAGCAGCGCAGGUGUCCUCCAACGGCACUAGGUCGUAUCCCCUUCCUCGUAAAAUUAAGGGUAGGUAGUUUUUAAUGGUGCUUUUCUUGUAGUUACCGGCGUUUGUUAUGGCUCUAUCCCUGCUUAGGUGGGGACAGCUGCCAUAACAAGUACAAGCGGGAUAAAAGAACCACAAAAAGCUACCUCUAAUAAAAGAUGUUGCCGGUUUAGUCCCGGGUGCUUAUCAGGGUAGGGGCAAAGGUAACGCCUUUCUUAAUGACCUAGUUCGUGCUGACGUGUUGGCGCACGUGGUGGAUAUAUCUGGGUCCUUAGAUGAGUGCGGUGUAGUGAAAGCAGUCGAACCUUCAAGCACCACAGAAGAUAUAAGCGGCUCCUCGUCCUCUACUAAAGGCAGCACGGCAAAAACUUCCACUACUAAAUCAAGAAGUGCUACAUCAACAAUUGGCACUACUCCUGCACUAAGCAGCACAACCAGCCCAUCCACAACCAGUAAGAAUUUAGAACAGAUCUUAAAGGAUGUGCGAUUUAUUCGUGAGGAAAUUUGCUGCUGGAUUCUCGAGAAUGUUAGAGCAAAGUGGUCCAGCGUUCGCAAGCAUGCUAUCCACGAGACCCCAGCUCAAAAAAAGCAAGCCCUAGAGCGUUUUUGCACUUUGUUCACGGGAUAUCACUGCACACCCGCUUUCGUCGAAAGACUGCUAGCAGCCAUGCCAAGGUUAGGUGGCUUUGGAAGUUCUGUCUCAGAAGGAGCGGACUCUGCUGAACAAGCUGCUUCUAGAAAUCUGUUCCUAGACCAAGUAAUAGAUUUCCACAAAUGGCAAAAACGUGAUUUUUACGCAUUCGUCAAUGCUUUCGUCUAUUUCCGCUUCCCGAUGCUGUUGGUCUGUAAUAAGAUUGACAAGAUUUUUGAAGAGCACUUACCGUCAACACUGAUUAGGGCUAGAAGAAAUCCAUCUUAGCCAGCAUCUUCGGUCCGCUUUUUGAGGGGAAACGGUCAAAAAAAUGCGCUACAGGAUGGGUUUCUUCUAGCUCUAAACUGAAGCACCUCCACGACGUCUAUCCUGAGUAUCCGAUCGCCCCGGUGUCUGCCAAGCUAGGUCAGGGCAUCGAAUCGGCUGUCAGUGCUGCUGUGGCACUUCCGCGGCCUGUAGUGCUGGAUCUAGUUGAGGGGGUGAGAGGAUGGCAAGAAGUGGAGCUCGCUAGUAAUGCUGGCGAUGAUGUUGAGAAGAAAGCCCCUCCAGGAGGAUCUUCAUCCAGUCCCCGAAACAGCAAUGCGGCUCCUCCUGCCCUGUCUUCAUCCUCCCAGCAACAGGAGUUCCCACCUCCUCCUCGUCGACUCUAUUUACUCCCUCACAAUUCCACAGUUUUUGAGGCCUACGAAGCGCUUAAGAAAGAGCAGGUGCUACAAGGUGACUUCGUUCGCAGUGAGCAGGGUGCGGGGCUAUUGGCUAAGAAAGAGCAGAUUAUAGGGGGUAAGAGUAUCCCUUUUGCUUUUGUUUCCUCCUCAGCAAAUCUCGGAUUAGCUCGCUUGCGCAUACAAACAAAGAAAAAAGCCACACAUUGAUGACAUGCAAACGAAGAAAAAAG